AUGCCCACCGUUCUCAGCAAGUUUUGCGCUGAGGAUUAUGUCCAGCGAGAGCUCCUUCCCAAAACAGAUCAGCCUGAUUUCAACCCCGUCGACGCGAGAAGUCUUGGAGACCACGAGCACAAGUGCCACAAUUCCCCAAUUGAGACAGUCGCAACCAACUUAGUUCCCUCCGACGACAAAGCCCAAGGAUUGGAGCUCAAGAACGGCGAAAUGCGCUUGGAGGUCACCGGUUGGCGUGACCCUUACCCGACAUUCAUCAUCAGCAACAAUCUUGCGGAUCCUCCGAAAAGCGGGCUGGAUAUCCAACUUUUGAAUGACGCGAUAUGCAUGCAGUUCAGUAUUCCCAAAGGAUUCCCUGGCUGCAUGACUGGAUUCAUGACCGUGCUGCAACAUCUUUUUCAUGACCCGAAGAAGCUGGGCAUAAGCAAGGUCAACACGGGUAGUCAAGCCGUCAACCACGAAGUCAAUAGGGCCAAAAAUCAUGGUUGCCACGUGAAAUGGACAACUUCGUGGGAGGUAUUUGGCUGCAGAGUCAACUGGAUGAAGGAAAAAAGGGACUCAUCCUUCAUCAAGUUCAAGUUUUCGAUAAUCAACAAGAUGGGUUAUGAUGAAGAGAUGAUUGUGACUGUUGAUGAGGACAAUUUGUUUUUCAAGAAAAUUUCAAACCUCGACCCCAACGUGUACGGACAGUGGCUAGCACAGCCAGCACGGAUCUGGCUGCGCACGCAAUGGAUUAUGCGAAAGUCAGGCAAUGUCGACAACGAACUUUUCAACAAGUUAUCUAAUUGCACAGCAACCGAUUUGCCUACGCAAAAAAUCAGAAAGAAGAAAAAAAAGAAAACUAAGCGCCCAAAAAACCGAAACGUAUUGCAUAAAGCCCCAGAGGACUCUGACGGCGACAGUGAAACAUCAAACGUCGACGUUGGGAAGGCUCCUAACGAGAAAGAAGAGGCAUUCUCAAAAGAAGCAGAGUUGAUCGACAAACUUGUGAUUUCGGGUGCUGCAGAUACUGUGCAGUGUGCUGGACCAGACUCCGUGUCCAUGCUGGGGGAAAUGAGAACAAUGGAGACAAUGGCGCAUGACCAAACAGCGGCGAAUAACGGAGUGCAUAAUCUCACAACUGACACCGGAAAGAGCAGUGCAGGAUGGAAUGGUAAGCACACGUCCGGUGUUGUUGAUGCUAUGAAGACAAAGCGCAAGAAGCACAAGAACCCCCAAACCCAAGGUGGUGACUCUCAAGGAGGACAUACAGACAUCGCUCAUCAGGAUGUCUCGACUGAGCAGCAGCUUGCGACAAUCGCUGGCCAAAUCCCAAUCCAUGCCUCCUUGUCUCCGGCCAUUCCCAUUGCCUUAAAUUUGCCAAUAACUCCACCAUUUGAGACGGCCCGAACACACCUCUCUCCUCCUUCCCUUCCCUCAACCACCCUUUCUCAGUUUCACACCCCCACGGAGAAAGAGAAAGAUGGGAUGGAGGUAAAAGUGGAGCUAAGCGAGCCAGGUGCAGUCCACAGUAGCCUGCAUCUCACUCCGCUGGAAGAGGAGAUGGAGCUCGAGUUUCGAUGGCCUGUUUCGGGAGCCGAGUCGUGUGAAUCUGACCCCGAAUCGUACAUCAAUUACCGCAUGGAGGUUCUGGAAGCUGAAAGCCUGCGCCGAGAUUCUCCAGCUGUGGGUAGAUUGGGUCUUAUUGAGGACCUCAUGAGGGCUACAGUCUCGUCUCCGACUCACCCGCCAUUGACUUCGCGCCAACUAACGGAUGAGCCGCCUACCGCAGACAACGCCAAGCUUGCGACAGGAAUUAUCGAUUCUGAUCGCACCAUCAAGAAUUCCGACAAGGCCUCGAGCACGUCUAGCCGCAUGCGCGCUCGUAAGAAUGCGAAGAAGAUAAAGACUCGCGAGAAGAGGAAGCGGGCGAGGGCUGCUACAACACGCCAGGAACAAAACAAGCGAUGCCUUGUCAGUCCCUUCUCUCUCUCUCUCGGCUCUUGUCGUCAAGCUUGGGAAGAUCCCAAACCAUCUCCAUCCGAAUCGCCUGGAGAAAUGAAUCCCACAGCCAUGCAGUUUGGCGGCAUCGGACUUUCAUCCAUGUUAGCUCACUGUGAUCACCGCCAGGUUUCAUUCCCUUGCUCUCGAGGAGGUUGCCAGGUCCAGUGCAGCUUCAUAGAUGGACUCUCUGUUGUCUGCCCCGGCUGCGGACCAUUUUCUAUGGUCCGCUACUGCGGUAAGCAACACCUGUGGGAGGAUGUUAGGGAUCACUGGCCUACCUGCGGCUCUUAUCAUUUAGUGUACCCCUGCAUCCCCAGUUCAAUUCCGAAGGACGUUCUCGUGGGUCCACCAAUGCUGCCUAAUAUCCACAGAUGGGACUGGCCUGAGCGCCAUCGUCAGGCUGUGUGGUUCACUUCCGCCAGCAAUCUUGGAGAUUACUUUGUCUUCCAGGAAGUGCCACACCCCAUGGUUGUUAUGGACGGCCCAGAAAGCCACGAGUGGCUUGGAUAUUUAUCCCGGACCGCACUCACUCUGCGAUUUGGGAAGCCUGAGGAAAAGGACCGUUUUCGUCGGGUUCUUGCGGUUUGCCUUUUCAUGGCGCCUGAACAUCCGGCCCUUGUAGGCUAUCUUUACCGGCUAAUCCGGGACUGGGUUCGUGGCCAUUAUGAGUGGCCCGGUGACAACAACAUGGACCGUAUGAUUGCCAGCCAACUAGCACUGGAGAUGGGUGUCCGGCCCGAUUUCUUCAAAUCCGAGUACGUUGGAGAGCGGCAUGCGUGCGAGAUCGAGUGGAAUGGCGACCCAAACCCCUGCUUGGAUCCGACCUGCGUGCACGAUCGUCGCCCCAUAUCUCUCGAUUACUGGGGGGUGGGUGGUUUCCAGGAGUUGUGCGAGAAGCUAGAGUCCCAUUACUGGCUUCUCAGAGCACACCGGAUCACUCAACCUUCGGUGAGGGUUGUGGUGGAUCGUGUACUUGGGAGCGGUUAUGAGCGGGCCCGCGGUGCGGGGCGGCUUUAUCCCCGCGGUGAGGGCUGGGAUGGGGCGGGGACGGGCCCUAUGGUGAUCGAGUAUUGGUUGCGUGCUGCUCGGCAGGGAGCCCCCCCUCCCUAG
Penicillium soppii is the source of this 3093-nucleotide messenger RNA. RefSeq lists its product as uncharacterized. The transcript is spliced from 5 exons. NCBI's taxonomy places the organism in Eukaryota, Fungi, Ascomycota, Eurotiomycetes, Eurotiales, Aspergillaceae. The record is from RefSeq and is a predicted model, not a curated record. The coding region runs from base 1 to 3093 and encodes 1030 amino acids.